Zalophus californianus (California sea lion) is the source of this 3389-nucleotide messenger RNA. It is a transcript of the gene PGBD1, whose product is annotated as piggyBac transposable element derived 1. Bases 213 to 2543 code for a protein of 776 amino acids. The transcript has 6 exons. Lineage: Eukaryota; Metazoa; Chordata; Mammalia; Carnivora; Otariidae. Gene Ontology annotation, molecular function: sequence-specific DNA binding. The record is from RefSeq and is a predicted model, not a curated record.
GAACAGACGGGUUUCCUCCCUGCGGACGUGAGGUGUCCGGGGCCGUCUGCGCUGGGACUUGGGACAUGAGCCCCCCAGAAGGGCGGUCCUGGCCGUGAAGGACAGCGUGGGUGGGAAAGAGCCAAGCCGGUCAGCAUGGCGUGACGUGAGGAGUUUGCGAAGGGGGUAGGGGCUGUGCCUGGAAAAGAAGGACGUGCUCGGUAGUUUAUCGAAUGACAGACAAACCGGUAAAAACCCAGAGGAGGUUUGAAUCCAGUCCGAGGAGGAGCACUGGGAACCGUCUUUCUGCCAGCAUGGACGAAGCUUUGCCAGGCCGCACACCUGAAAAUGGAGACAGCCUUGUCAAAGUGAAGGAGGAGGACCCCACCUGGGAGCAGACGUGGGGCUCAUGGGAGAGCAGCCGCCAGGCUCAGGAGCUUUGCCGCCUGCGAUUCCGGCAGUUCUGCUACCGGGAGGUAACUGGGCCCCGCGAGGCGCUGAGCCGGCUCCAGGAGCUCUGCCGUCGGUGGCUGCGGCCCGAGACGCACAGCAAGGAGCAGAUCGUGGAGCUGCUGGUGCUGGAGCAGUUCCUGACCAUCCUGCCCGAGGAGCUGCAGGCCCGGGUGCGGGAGCAGCACCCCGAGAGCGGGGAGCAGGCGGUGGCUGUGCUGGAGGAUCUGGAGAAAGUCACAGGAGACGGAGGACAGCAGGCUUCUGUCUAUACUCAGGGACAGGACAUGUACCCACUGGUGACAGAAUAUCAAGGAGCCUCUUUGGAGUGUCAGAGCCUCCAGCUCCUGCCCCGGGUAACCACCUUGAAGUGUGAACCUCCAGAGCUCUGCCAAGGGAACCCCCAAGAAGGCCUGCUCCCCCCGGGGACGAGCCAGAGGCAAGGACGCAGCCGGGUCCCAGCUGAAGAAGUUGUAACUAAAGAUGGAUUAUUUAAUGCAAAGAAAGAAACUUCUCAAGAAGUGGAGCACGGUGCUGAGGCCCCAGGAAUACCCGACAGAAAUUGUGUGCCCCAGCCACCUUGUACUUCUGUCCAUACGGAAAGAACAGUUGCACAUUUGAACACUCUGAAGGACCGUCACCCGGGUGACUUGUGGGCCCGAAUGCACAUCUCAUCCUUGGAAUAUGCUGCUGGAGACAUGACCCGAAAAGGGAGAAAAAAGGACAAAGCUCGAGUGAGUGAACUGCUACAAGGCCUUGCAUUUUCUGGUGAUUCAGAUGUGGAAGAAGAUAACAAGCUUGAGACCCACCAUGCUCAAAAAAAGCUAAAGAUGUCAAAUGUGCCAGAGAAGAAUUGGGCCAAAAGAGACAUUAAACCCAGCUUCCCAAGCUGGUCGGCACUGGAUUCUGGACUUUUGAAUCUCAAGAGUGAGAAGUUGAACCCAGUAGAGCUCUUUGAGUUAUUUUUUGAUGAUGAAAUAUUCAACAUGAUUGUCAACGAAACCAAUAAUUACGCAUCUCAGAAAAAUGUCAACUUGGAAGUCACAGUUCAGGAAAUAAGGUGUGUGUUUGGUAUCUUGCUUUUGAGUGGAUUUGUGAGGCGUCCCAGAAGGGGAAUGUAUUGGGAAAUCUCUGAUGCUGAUCAGAACCUGGUUAGAGAUGCAAUUAGAAGGGACAGAUUUGAAUUGAUUUUCUCAUACCUACAUUUUGCAGAUAAUAGCCACCUAGAUCAAAAAGAUAAGUUUACAAAAUUGAGGCCUCUCAUAAAGCAAAUGAAUAGAAAUUUCCUCCUGUAUGCUCCCUUGGAAGAAUACUAUUAUUUUGAUAAGACAAUGUGUGAAUGUUUUGACAGUGACCAGUUCCUGAAUGGGAAACCUAUUAGAAUUGGCUAUAAAAUUUGGUGUGGCACAACCACACAGGGUUAUCUGGUGUGGUUUGAGCCCUAUCAAGAAGAAUCAACAGUGAUGGUGGAUAAGGAUCUUGAUCUUGGUUUAGGUGGAAAUCUAGUGAUGCAUUUUGCUGAUGUUCUUUUAGAGAGAGGCCAAUAUCCCUAUCACCUGUGUUUUGAUAGCUUCUUUACAAGUGUAAAAUUGGUGUCAGCCUUGAAGAAAAAAGGAGUGAAGGCAACAGGAACAAUUCGUGAGAACAGGACUGAAAAAUGUCCCCUCAUGAGUACAGAACAUAUGAGAAAAAUGAAGAAGGGCUAUUUUGAUUUCCGAGUCGAAGAAAAUGAGGAGAUAAUUUUGUGUCGUUGGCAUGGUGAUGACAUUAUCAGUCUGUGCUCCAAUGCUGUAGGCAUAGAACCAGCCAGUGAGCUAAGUUGUUCUGCUGAUGAGGACGACAGCCAUCAGAUAGCUCAACCAUCUAUAGUGAAAUUGUAUGAUGAAUGCAGGGAAGGUGUAGCUAAAAUGGAUCAAAUCAUUUCCAAAUACAGGGUGAGAAUAAGAAGCAAGAAAUGGUACUCCAUUUUGGUAAGCUACAUAAUUGAUGUAGCCAUGAACAAUGCAUGGCAGCUACACAGAGCCUGUAACGCAAGUACCUCUCUAGACCUCUUGGAUUUUCGGAGAUAUGUCGCACAUUUCUAUUUGGAGCACAAUGCUAAUCUGUCAGAUUAAGGCAGAUAAAAUGAACACAAUGCUAGUAUUAAGACAAAAAAAUUACAGGUACAAAGCAGAUUGUACCCUUCCAAAGUAAACCUGAUGUAUAUAAUGGAAUUAUUAAGUAAUAUUUUUUAGAAGUCAAACAUCUAUGUAGAAUUUCAAAGACAUUAUUAUAACAAGUAAUUUUAAAAAUUAUCUGUAAAAAUGUUGAACUUACCUUUCUCUAUGACUAAUUUUUGGUGUGAGACACAUGAGAAGUCAUUUGUUAAAGUGAUUAAUUUGUGCCCUGGAAGAAUGAAAUUGUGCCUUUUUAAUUUUUUGUGGAGAUUUUUAAAAAUGCAAGCACUGUCAUAGUAACCAUAGGACGAUGCUGAAUCUACAGCUGAAAACUGAGGCAGAGCCCAUGACAUAAGGAUGAUCUAAGAAAGACCUUAGGUGAUGAGGCUGAAGACCUCAGUGUUGGUAUAAAACUGGAUCAGAUGGUGGGCAGGAGAGAAGGGCCAGGCAGGGGCGCCGGAAAGGAGUACUGUAAAGGAGAAAUUGGAAGCGAAGAAGUACCUCUGAAUACUGAAAUAAAAGGUGUAUCCUGUUGGGACUGUGGGAGUUGGCAGAGGCAGCUAAGAGUAAAGAAAACUGAGGAAAUAGGAAGCAAAUCGGGUAACAGUCGCAUCUUCAGGAGAAGAAAGGAAAAGUCAACAGUAGGAUGAAGUUGACAUAAAGCCCAUGGUGAAAAACCUGUAUGCCAACAAACUGAAAUGGAUAAAUUCCUAGAAACACAUAAACUACCAAAACUGAAUCUGGAAGAAAUAGAAAACUUGAACAGACCCAUAGCCAGCAAAGAAAUUGAAUCAGUAAUCAAAA